CGUAACACCAGCUCUAAAACCGUGAAGUAGGAGCGCCUCUCUCACUCCUUACUUCCGCUUCCUUCAAGUAAGGAGUCCGUGCCUCCCCCAUUUUUCUCAGCCAGGCGACAGCGGCGUAGGCUUGAGAUGUUUGGCCUCAAAAGAAACGCAGUAAUUGGACUGAACCUCUACUGUGGGGGUGCCAAGCUGGGGGCCGGCAGCGGCGGCAGCGGCGCUUCCCCUUCGGGAGACCGGCUUCUGCCUGCGGGGAAGGAGGCCACAGCCCGGCGAGAGGCAGGGGGAGGGGAAGCGGGCGCGGUGAUUGGCGGAAGCGCCGGUGGGAGCCCCCCAGCCACUCUCGCGCCCGACGCCCGGAGGGUCGCGCGGCCCUCGCCUAUUGGCGCCGAGGGCCCCGACGUCAUCGCGACCCCCGUGAGGCGGCUGUUCGCGUCCGUCCGCCGCGCGUCGCCGCCUGAAGAGAUGGAAGCCCCGGCCGCCGACGCCAUCAUGUCGCCUGAAGAGGAGCUGGACGGGUACGAACCGGAGCCUCUUGGGAAGCGACCGGCGGCCCUGCCCUUGCUGGAGCUGGCCGGGGACGCCACUAAUGUCCCCCGUGCCGGUGGCUCCCUGCCCUCGACGCCGCCCCCGGCAGAGGAGGAGGAGGAGGACGAGUUGUUCCGGCAGUCGCUGGAGAUUAUCUCUCGGUACCUGAGAGAGCAGGCGACCGGCGCCAAGGACGCGAAGCCCAUGGGCGGCUCUGGGUCCGCCAGCCGGAAGGCGUUGGAGACCCUGCGGCGAGUCGGGGACGGCGUGCAGCGAAACCACGAGACGGCCUUCCAAGGUAUGCUUCGGAAACUGGACAUCAAAAACGAGGACGACGUCAAAUCUUUGUCUCGAGUGAUGGUUCAUGUUUUUAGCGAUGGAGUAACAAACUGGGGCAGGAUUGUGACUCUCAUUUCUUUUGGUGCCUUUGUGGCCAAACACUUGAAGAGUAUAAACCAGGAAAGCUGCAUUGAACCAUUAGCGGAAAGCAUCACAGAUGUUCUCGUAAGGACAAAACGAGACUGGCUAGUCAAACAAAGAGGCUGGGAUGGGUUUGUGGAGUUCUUCCAUGUAGAGGACCUAGAAGGCGGCAUCAGAAAUGUGCUGCUGGCUUUUGCAGGUGUUGCUGGAGUAGGAGCUGGUUUGGCAUAUCUGAUAAGAUAGCCUUUUAAGUGAAAUAAUUGACUCUUAACCAACUCCAGGCACCAAAUCCACAUCCAUCUGCUGUGAAAUCGGUGUAUUUGUGAAGUUGGACUUGAAGCUGUCCAGGCUGUAACCUCCAAGCAACGUAGAAAAGCAAGUGGCAAGAGGAUUAUGGUUUAACAGGAAUAAAUAACAUGGGAAAAGUCGUUCCCCUUGAAGAGUUACUGUCUGAAAGAAGCAAAGUUCGGUUUCAGCAACAGGCACACUUUGGGAGGCCAUGGAGGAGGACUUUUAGAUUUAGUGAAGAUGGUAGUGGGGAGAGAGACUUGAUAUCCUUGUCUAGAACAGGAGAGUGGCCAGUAGCCAGGCUAGUCAUAUAGAGUUCAUUCAAUAUGCCCACUGAACUCGUUAACUUCCUAUAGUGUUAAAAGAGAAGCACUAACAAUGCCAGUGAAAAUGUGUAAAGUGGAUUUAAGCUACAAUAGAACUAUGACUAGAAGCCUCAGUACUGUACAACAAGAGUGAAGGGAAGCUUUUUCCUCUAUAAUUAGCUUUCCCAGGUAUGCUUCUUGAAGAAUAGAAAGGCCAAGUCUACUUUGGCUUGGUUUGAAUGAUUUAGUUUAUUAGCCUUGUAAUGGCCGAGAAUACUUGACUUAAGGCUCAAUAAUUGCAAUUACAAAUAUGGAAUAUCCUCAAGUUUUAAGAUGAAAACAACUUGUAAAUGUAUUUGUCUGUAAAAAUUGUAUAUAUUUUUACAGAAAGUCUAUUUCUUUGAAAUGUAAAGGGAGGGGAAAAUUGAAUUCCAUUAGUUUUUUCAUACCCUUUUGAAAUUUACAACUUCUGAAGUUAGAACCUAUUUCUUAACAGUUUUUCUAAAUGUUGUUCUGGUCAAUUCUAGAUUGUAUACAGAACCUAUUGAUGUAAUUGUAUGCAACCUUGUUGUGGUAGAACAAUUCUGAUUCAUAACUAUGCAGGCUUUAAUUUUCCUAUCUAAUUUUGGUAAGUAUUCUUCAUAGGGCUUUUUUUCCUGUUUUUUUUUUGUUUU
Molecule: messenger RNA, 2209 nt
Organism: Molossus molossus (Pallas's mastiff bat)
Lineage: Eukaryota; Metazoa; Chordata; Mammalia; Chiroptera; Molossidae
Gene: MCL1
Product: MCL1 apoptosis regulator, BCL2 family member
Exons: 3
Coding region: 127-1185 (352 amino acids)
Biological process (GO): extrinsic apoptotic signaling pathway in absence of ligand; mitochondrial fusion; release of cytochrome c from mitochondria
Cellular component (GO): mitochondrial outer membrane
Molecular function (GO): channel activity; protein heterodimerization activity; protein homodimerization activity
Source: RefSeq, a predicted model, not a curated record